AUUUAUUUGCUCGCUCUCCUAAAAGAUCGUCGAUCCAAAAGGUUAAAGCUUCCGCGUCCUCGAUUUUACAAUGUCCAAGUCCGAACUCGCCUGCGUUUACGCUGCCCUCAUCCUCCACGACGACGACGUCGCCGUCACCGCCGACAAGAUCUCCAAGCUGAUCUCGGCCGCCAAGAUCGACGUUGAGGCUUACUGGCCCGCUCUCUUCGCCAAGGCUCUUGAGGGCCGCUCGAUUGGCGACCUCAUCGCCAACGUCGGUGCUGCUGGCGCUGCCCCCGCUGCCGCUGCCGCCCCCGCCGCCGCUGCCAAGACUGAGGCCAAGAAGGAGGAGCCCAAGAAGGAGGAGAAGAAGAAGGAGGAGUCCGAGGAGGGCGACAUGGGCUUCGGUCUUUUCGAUUAAGCACCUUCUGCUUCCGUUCACUUCACUCCCAAUCCCCGAUUUCUCUCGGUGGCUUCCCGCAUCGAUGUCUAGUGCAGUGCCUUGCUGUGUGUUUGCCACAAAACAAACUGUCCCUUUUGUUCUGUGAAUGAAAAAUGUCGGUGUUCAAAACCCA
Molecule: messenger RNA, 554 nt
Organism: Capsaspora owczarzaki ATCC 30864
Lineage: Eukaryota; Filasterea; Ministeriida; Capsasporidae
Exons: 3
Coding region: 71-400 (109 amino acids)
Biological process (GO): cytoplasmic translation; translational elongation
Cellular component (GO): ribosome; cytosolic large ribosomal subunit
Molecular function (GO): structural constituent of ribosome; protein kinase activator activity; ribonucleoprotein complex binding
Source: RefSeq, a predicted model, not a curated record